AAUAAUAUUUGAGAAAUUAAAGGAUAAAGAAAAACUAAUACUCCGUACUUUUUAAAAUAAGUUUACUUUAAAUUCUUAUAAAGCCCGCUCUACUCCAUAAUUGAACAAUCAUAUAAAUACCCGCCCCAUUAAUUUAUUAGACAGAUCUAAGUAUGUAAUGGCAGGUCAUGGAUUUGAAUAGGGCUCCAAAGCCUCGAACCCUUCUAUCCAUUGAAAGCACUCAACGUUCACCAUUAAAGUGAAGUUCUCCUAUGAACCAAAUCCCCCAUUGAAGCAGCUUCUGAGAUAAGUUGUUUGGUUUUUGUUAUUAUCAUAUCACUUUCACAAUCCAAUUUAAUUGUCAAUGCAUUAAGUGUAGAGUUCGAAAAUCUGAACAAUUGCUCCUAAAUUCUAAGAGUAUGAAACAUCAUAACCAAAAGAAAAGAAAAUUAUGAGCCUAAUUUGAUUAUUGAACCAAAUAUCCCUAAAAUUAUGGAUUUUUCGAGAUAAUCCAAUAGGCCAAAUUAGGGAUUUUCAAUUUAUUUUUAUCUUUGACACUUCAUUUUCAUAUGUAGUGGAUUAAUUUCGAGUGAAGCCCAUAAUUAGGGCUUUUCCGUUUGUCAACUCUUCAAUAAAGUUUUGACCUUUGACAUUUGAUUUUCCAUAAGUGGUGGAUUAAUUGAACUAAGUAAUCUCACUGAAGCCCAAAAUUAGUGGAUUUUAAUCUGUCUCUGUUUUAUUGAAUUAUUACAGUGAAAUUAAGCUCAAAAUUAUGGUUAAAACUUGAAUUCUUGUGAUAUAUGCUGUUUAUAAUUGAUGAUUGAACAUUUCUAAUCCGCAGAAUAAUGUCUAUUCUACCAGGAAUGUCUCCACAUUUAGUAAUUACUGCAGCUGUUUUGUGUGGACAUUGGGCGAGGCGUUUCAGAUGUAUUAUGAACAAUAACACAGACCCUAGCAAGGCCCGAGAAUAUGUAUACUAUCACUAGUUCCAUUCUUUCCCGCUUUCCUUGUUUGAAGGAUCUAUGUCUCGAUGUUUGCAACUUGAAGCUUCAUAGUGACUUCAGGUUCAAUAAAUUGGUUCGCCUGGAUUUAUAUUAUGUAGUUUUAGAGGAAAAUCAGUUACAAUGGAUGCUUUCCACUUCUUCAACAAUUGAAUGGUUACGAAUUAGGUGGUGUAAUCUUCCUGAAAAAUUGUGCAUUGGUGAAAAUUUACAGCGACUGAGCUCUUUGAUGAUUCAUGAUCUUUCAGACCUGCGUGAAACUGAACUUAAUGCCAAAAGUCUAAACUUCUUUGAUUUUGUUGGUAGAGCAAUUGUAAAAUUCUCUUUCUUGAGUAAUACAAAGCUGAAGAGCAGCCAUGUGGCUCUCAUAGAUAAAAACUACAAAGGAGCAGAAUGUAUUAUCAGAGAUUUGGCUACUUCUAUUCCUUCUCUAGAAACACUUUUGCUCGAAGGACCUUAUUCUCUGUUACAUUUAAUACCUACUCACCCAUCCACAUUAUUUCGGCGCGUUGUGCGGUUAAGUUUAAUUUUCAAGAGUGAAGAUCCUGAAGUUGACAUGGUAAAGAGUUUUCCUCGCCUUCUCAAUUCCUUUUGGCAGCUACAGAAGCUUUACCUGAUGGUGCCAGAUACUUUUCUUCGCAGAAAAUAUGAUCUUCCAGGUGCCAGAUACUGUUCUUGGAUUCCAUGGGCAAGUUAUUUCUUAAAAAGUACUGUUGCGCUUGAUCGCAUGUUGAAUAGUCGCCAUUUAUUACCAAAUACACGUGAGGGAGAAUGGAAGAGGUCUGCUGCCCAUUCUUUUUCUCAACAAGAAUGUGAUUAUAUCCGUUUGGCGUUGCAAGGGAAUGCUAUCUCUCCAAAUGCAGAUUUAGUAAUUCAGUGAGUUUGUUGACAAAAUUAAUUCAUGUAUAUGUAAGGAUGGCGUUGAGAAUUUUCCGCUUUGGGCAUCACUGAAUUCAGUCCUCACCAAACUGGGUGGUGGUGAUUUCAGUCCUCACUUUAUUAAUUGCUAAGGUGAAGGACCCUAUCAGGCCAUAUCAGGGGUAUAAGGCAACAUUUUUUUUUGUAUAUAAAGGUAAUGAAAAAGACUUUAAGACUUGCUAUAUGGUACUUUGUUCGUCGUUAUUUAAUGAUAUUGUGACGUAAUAUAUUGUGUGAUGUUUGAUCAUAUAAAAAUAAAAAAAAAAAAAAAUAAAAAAAAAAAAAAAUUGGAAGUAAUAAUUAAUACCUGGUCUGACUCAUAUGUACACAAAAGAGGUGGCCAACACUAUUGCAAAAAACAAAAUUGAAGAGAAGAAUGCAUCAAAUGGUCAAACAAAGUUUCCACUUCCAGUAUUUGAAAUCUAGAUUGCCCUCAAAUCAGUGUGGUAGAUGAAAAAGAGGAGAGAGAAAGUGAGAAGAGAUAGUGUGGUAAAUGGAAGUUUAGGCAACCAUGUUUGGAAUUUUAACUUUUAAAAAAAAACAAAAAUUAAAAAUAAAAAGGCAUUUGGGCCAUCAGUAUAUUGUUUCAAGGUUGAGAGAGGGGAGAUUCGAACCUAUAAUCUAUUUUACACGGGCCUUUAUUUUUCAUAAUUUCAUGUAUGUUUGAGAGAGGGGAGAUUCGAACCUAUAACCUAUUUUACACAGGCCUUUAUUUUCAUAAUUUCAUGUCUGCUUACAAGUGGUAGUUGUGUUCCCUCCAAUUGUAAGUUUUCUAGGAUGUUAAGUU
This is a messenger RNA of Chenopodium quinoa (quinoa), 2685 nucleotides long. RefSeq lists its product as uncharacterized. Bases 949 to 1860 code for a protein of 303 amino acids. Lineage: Eukaryota; Viridiplantae; Streptophyta; Magnoliopsida; Caryophyllales; Amaranthaceae. The transcript has 4 exons. The record is from RefSeq and is a predicted model, not a curated record.